Molecule: messenger RNA, 2040 nt
Organism: Candidozyma duobushaemuli
Lineage: Eukaryota; Fungi; Ascomycota; Pichiomycetes; Serinales; Metschnikowiaceae
Exons: 1
Coding region: 1-2040 (679 amino acids)
Molecular function (GO): nucleic acid binding
Source: RefSeq, a predicted model, not a curated record
AUGCCACGCAAAAAAGGAAAUUUCAAGGGAAACGCCCGUGGGGGAUCGCUGAGAGGUGGUCGUGGGGGAUCUCGUGGAGGCGGCCGUGGAGGAACUAACUACGGCCGCUUCUAUCUCAGUAAGUCUGCCAAAAGGAAAGGCAGAGGCAAAUUGAAUCCCAGAUCCCUGGGUGGCUACGAGGACCCUGAACUCAUGGACCUCGGCGCAGACGAAUAUAUGCCAGUGGUUGAUCUAGAGCCUCCGGCGCCACUGUCGAUGAAAGCUCUUUCUAGAAGACCUAACAGAUCCAUGGUGGAGGAGGCUAGAUACACCGAUAGACACCUGGGCCAGACUAUGAAGGAGCCGCUUCGAAACAAGCCUUUGGUGUUUGUGAAGUCUGUGGAAGUGUACGAUCCAAGCAAGUUUACGGUGGACCGUCUUUUGAAGAAGGAACCUUUUGAGAUCACCCAGGAACUCGAGCUGCUUAGGGUCGAUGACAAGGAGGAGAAUGGUGGCGUUGACGAGGACGUGUCAAGCGAGUCUGAAGCUACAGAAGCAUCCAGCGAAGAUCGUGAAUCUGGCGACGAAACUGCCAAGGAGGAGUUAUCUGAAAGUGCUAAAGAGAGCGAUGGCGAAACGGAAGCAGAGAAGGAGGCACGUUCCUCUGACGACUGCCAGGAACAGGCAACCAUCGAUGUGGAAAUGCAUCUGGAAUCUGACGACGAGACGACCUCGGUGGAGGCCUCGGACCCGGACGAUGAUGAGCCCUCCUUCGUUAUCGACGAUCAAGGUGACGAAACGAUAUCUGCCCUCUACAGCGCACCAAAGGCUUCUACGAGUGAGGUGAUCCAGGAGGCCCGUCUCAGAAUGCCCACGUCGGAACCAGAUCUGCUCAACGUCGAUCUCGCUGACCCCGUGGCCCAUCUUGAGCACGAUCCAUACUUCUCAGUUGGUAAGGUUCUUCUUCGCACAGAGAUUGACGAAGAUGGCUCUCUUGCAGCUUCCAUACCUCGUGGCAACGUCGACAGGAGCGGCACAGGGUUCAAGGAGCUCGACAGCGACUACUAUGAGGAAUAUUCAGACUCUGAUUCAGAAGGUGCUUUCGAGGACUACUUGGCUCAAAUCAUGGGUGCCAAUGAUGCCCAUGACGACUACGACAGCAUGAGUGAGGAUGGCGCCAACGGAGUGUACUUGAGUGAAGACGAUGGUCUCGAUGGAGUUCAUGUUUCUGAUGAAGAUGGCCUUGAAGGAGAUGACGACGGUCUUGAUGACAUCUUAUCUUUCGCACAAAACCAGCAAAAGAGCUUUGCUGACAUUGAUGUACCUCCAACAAAGACGCUUCGCGCCAAGGGCCGUACCAAGAAGCUCAGACUCGAAUUUGAGGAGGCUGUCGAUGCCGAGCUUCGUGAGUCACUCCUCGAGCAAUUCCAGUACCAAAAGACAUCAAGGCGAGAGAAAAAGCUACGCAAGAAGGAGAGACUCAAGAACGAGGGUCUUGAGAAGAAGGACCUCUUUGUCAAGUAUGACUACUCCCUACACAUCCAAGACAUUAAAAUGGAGUUUGAGGAUUUCUUGCAAGAUGCUGAAAGGGAGAACAUGAGCUUCCCGCCCUUGGAUCCACAUGGUAACAAGACAGUUAACAAACUCGCAAAGCACUACAACAUGAAGUGCACAAGGUGUGGAAACGGCCGCCACAUUUUCAUGAAAAUAAGCAAGGCUCGCAAGACUUUCCACUACCUUCCCGACUACAAUCUGAUAAAUUACGUUAUGAAGCAACGCCCGAUCUUCAAGAGGUCUGACGUCAAGAAACGGACCAGAGAGGAGAUUGAAGAGGCCGAUGAAAAGGCAAGUGGCAGACGCGGCCCCAAGAACAGAGCGUACGUUAAGGAAGGUGACGUUGUUGGUGGUGAAGCUCCUGAAAUUGCCCAGAACAACAUUGGUAGACAGUUGCUUGAGAAGUUGGGUUGGGUUAAAGGUGAAGGUCUUGGUGCUCAUGGAAACAAGGGUAUCAGUGUUCCUCUCAUGGCUACAGUGAAGAAGUCCAAGACUGGUUUGAAGUGA